Messenger RNA from Solanum stenotomum, 2493 nucleotides. RefSeq names its product RNA demethylase ALKBH9B-like. Gene Ontology annotation, molecular function: mRNA binding; demethylase activity. The record is from RefSeq and is a predicted model, not a curated record. Gene Ontology annotation, biological process: mRNA catabolic process. NCBI's taxonomy places the organism in Eukaryota, Viridiplantae, Streptophyta, Magnoliopsida, Solanales, Solanaceae.
UUCAUUACAGUUGAGUCGCACUGAGUCAGCUCGCCGCUAUGCUCGACCACCACCACCGAAGCAGCAAAACCGAUCGUUUCCUCCUCGAUUACAACGCCGAUGAACUACGAAUCGCCGGUGAAUUUCUAUCUAACUGGUUCCCCUUUCUCUCCCUUGACUUAUGCAGCAGCUGUACGCAUACGCUUUGCGGUCGUAUCCGAUCUCUCGGACGUGAAGCUGUUGGUGAUGCAGAACAACUGAACAAACACGAGAAUUUCACAGUUUUGACUCCAGAACUUCCUGAUUCUAUUGGUUGUAACGGAAGUCUUGACAAUUGUUACAGCAAUUCACAUGGGAGUUGGCAAGAUUGUGCUGUCUUAAAUGGUACUGCAGAUACAAACUCAUUGGGUAGUUGGAAAGACGGUGCAGUUGUGCAAGAGCCUUUUGAUGAGGCAUUGGCAUGCAGGAAUAAAUCAGAUAGUUAUGUAGGUGGUGCAGAUCGGUCACUUGUGAGUUUGAAAGGUUAUGCUGACUUAAACGAUACUGCAGAUACAAACUCAUUGGGUAGUUGGAAAGACGGAGCAGAUGUGCACGAGCCUUUUGAUGAGGCAUUGGCGCCCAGGAACAAAUCAGAUAGUUAUGUAGGUGUUGCAGAUCGCUCACUUGGGAGUUGGAAAGAUUGUGCCGACUUAAAUGAUACUGUAGAUACAAACUCAUUGGGUAGUUGGAAAGACAGUGCAGAUGUGCAAGAGCCUUUUGAUGAGGCAUUGGCGCCCAGGAACAAAUCAGCUAAUUAUUUAGGUGGUGCAGAUCACUCAUCAAGACCUGUUAAAGAGGCAUCGAGAAGUAAAACUUUCCGUUCAUCGAGACCUGCAGCAAUCUGGAGGAUGAACAUGCCAUUGGCAGAUAUGUCUCAGGAGGAUGAGCUUGAUGCUGAAGAGAUUAGUGAGUCAAGUAUCCGUAGUAGCCAGUUACGUAAUGGAAAUAGUGUGAACAAAGAGGAAACUUCUGUACAAGGGCUUAAGCCAAAAAUGGAGUUGUCUAGGGAGCAUAGAGAGCACAUUCGGUUUUGUAAUGUAAAGAGGAAAAAGGAUUUCAUUUGUUUGGAGAGGGUUAAUGGGAAGAUUGUGAAUAUACGAGGCUUGGAGCUACAUACUGAUGUCUUCAGCAUGGCUGAGCAAAAUAGGAUAGUUAAAUUUGUGGAGAAACUUGAGGAGAUGGGGAAGAGUGGACAGUUAAAAGAGCGAACUUAUACGGCGCCACAGAUAUGGAUGAGGGGCAAGGGACGUGUGACAAUCCAAUUUGGUUGUUGUUACAACUAUGCAACAGACAAGAACGGCAACUCCCCAGGGAUUCUCAAGAGUGAAACUGUUGACCCAUUGCCUGAUCUUCUUAAGAACAUGAUUAGAAGGCUUGUAAGAUGGCAUGUAUUGCCUCCAGAUUGUGUUCCAGACAGCUGUAUUGUCAAUAUUUAUGAUGUGGGAGAUAUACCACCACCUCAUAUCGACAGUCAUGAUUUUGUUCGUCCAUUUUGCACUGUUUCUUUCCUCAGCGAGUGCAAUAUAGUGUUUGGAUCAAACUUGAAAACUGUAGGUCCGGGUGACUUUGCUGGUGCAAUUGCAAUUCCCUUGCCAAUGGGGUCUGUACUCGUCUUGAAUGGGAAUGGAGCUGAUGUGGGUAAACAUUGUGUGCCAGCUGUUCCUACUAAAAGAAUAUCAAUUACAUUUAGGAGAAUGAAUGAAACUAGAAGACCAAUUGGAUGUGCUCCUGAGCAGGAUCUACUAGGUCUUCAGCCUUUAUCCCAUGAAGCAGAUAGAUAUGAGAAAUCAAAAACCUAUAAACCAUGGCAUUCAAAGCAGUUGACAAGGACCUGAAAACAGUUGGGAAGAAUAAGGAAAUAAGUAAAGAUAUCAUUCAAAGCCAUAUUACAUAAAUCGAAAUUGACAAGGACCUGUAAAUAGGGGAAGUGUCAGGUUUUAUAUAGAUGAUUAGACGCAUGUCGUGGCUAUGCAGGUUGGUCCAUCAUCUUCUGCAAUUAUGGAAACUGUUGGUAUUGAUUGUUGUGUUCUCAUUUUAUCAUUUAAACCUGGAGAUGGACGGAUGGAUCUGCUUUAGGCUCGAUAUGUGAUCUUGAGUUUCCAUGCUAAUUUGCAGCUUGGAGAAAUAUUGGUGGAAAUUGGUCUCAUUCCUACUUUAAAAUUGCAACUUGGGUGAGAAAAGUCAACCUUGAUUACUUUUGAUUGUGUUCUACUAGCAGAAAUGAGAGUUAUACGCGUAUACAAUAGUGGAUAAGGACCAAGUGAAAUGCACAAAUGAUAAUUUUUUGGGUUAGCAUUUCAGUUAUCUGAAGUGUCUUUCGGAAAUUGCCUCUCAAGGUAGGGUGUGUGUGUCUCUGUGAUGUUCGUGUGAUAGAAUUUUUUUUACAUUAUGGUGAAGAGACAAAAACACAAAUUAGAUAGUAUGUUUAGUCCUCCAAUCGGAGACAUAAAAUAAUGAAUAUCCCUUUCGAAAUGA